UGAAAUUAACCGAAAUUGAUGCUUCGGAUCAUGAUAAUUAUAAUUAUGAACAACAACAACAACAACAUAGCUCGAUGAUGACAACAACCAUCAAUAAUAAUAAUAAAGAUGGUGAUAUGUCACUUUGGAUCGAUGAAAUGCAAGUAAAGCAAUUUUUCAAUGGAUUUCCAAUGAAAAUUCAUGCAAUUGUUGAUGGUGUUGUUUUACCAUAUGUUUUGGAUCCAAAUUUUGAAAAAUAUUUACCAAUAAUACCAUCACAAGUAACAUCAGUAAAUUUUACAUGGAAAUCUGGAAUAAAUCGAAAUUAUUAUUAUGAUUUUGAUCAAUUACAAUCAUUUAAUAAUGAUAUUUUAAAGGCACCCGUAUUAUCAAUCGAAUCAAAAGGUUUGGUGCCUAAACAGCCAAAAGUCUUUCAAGUUUUCAUUCCUUGUGUUGGAAAUCAAUCUGGAAUUGCAUCAUUUACAUUAGGAUUACGAAUAAUUAAUAUUGAUACUAAUCAAUAUGUUGCUGGUACACCGAUUCGUUUAAAAUUACAAAAACAAUGUACAUAUCAUGGUCCGGAUCCUGAAUGCGAUAAAAAAUGUGGUAAUAAUGGUUUUCUUGGUAAAUAUUGUGAAUCAGCACUUUGUUAUCCACAAUGUAUGAAUGGUGGAACAUGUAUUGCACCGGGUGUUUGUGUUUGUUCACAAGGAUUUCAAGGUUUACAUUGUGAGGGUGGAAUUUGUAGCCAAAAAUGUUUGAAUGGUGGAAAAUGUAUACAAAAAGAUUCGUGUCUUUGUCGACGUGGUUAUUAUGGUCCAAGAUGUGAAUAUUCAAAAUGUUCAAUACCAUGUUUGAAUAAUGGAAAAUGUGCUGGUGUUAAUCGUUGUCGUUGUCGUAAAGAAUAUUCUGGUUCACAAUGUCAAAUACAAACUAAUAAUACUAGAUUUCAUCGUUUUAAAAAUCGUAAUCAUAGAAAAAAAUCAAAGAAAAAAUUUGUAUAAUUUUAUUAUUAUUUCAACAGCAAAAAAAAAACAUUACAAGUUAAU
Molecule: messenger RNA, 1028 nt
Organism: Dermatophagoides pteronyssinus (European house dust mite)
Lineage: Eukaryota; Metazoa; Arthropoda; Arachnida; Sarcoptiformes; Pyroglyphidae
Gene: shf
Product: WNT inhibitory factor 1
Biological process (GO): anatomical structure development
Cellular component (GO): cell surface; extracellular region
Molecular function (GO): signaling receptor binding
Source: RefSeq, a predicted model, not a curated record